Molecule: messenger RNA, 2646 nt
Organism: Condylostylus longicornis
Lineage: Eukaryota; Metazoa; Arthropoda; Insecta; Diptera; Dolichopodidae
Product: GATA zinc finger domain-containing protein 14-like
Exons: 4
Coding region: 1-2646 (881 amino acids)
Cellular component (GO): extracellular region
Molecular function (GO): chitin binding
Source: RefSeq, a predicted model, not a curated record
AUGAAAACCGAUGAAGAUGAAAAUGUAUUUGUACCAGCAAAUUUAGAUAAAAAUGAAAUUGUUGAAGAUCAAAUUGAAUCAAGUGGAGAUGGUCCAGUAGAAGUUUCAUCAAAGGAACAUGAUAGUUCAAAACUUCGUGAAAAUUUCGAUGAAUUACCAGAAACAUUAUCAAAAGUUGAUCCAAAAUUAAAGUCUCAAUUGCAAAGACUUUCACAAAUAAUUGAUGGAUUACAAAAUACUUACAAAAAUAAGAAAAAUUCCACUUCAAAUGAAUUAAGACCAGAUCAGUUAAAUGCAUUUUUAGCUCAUUUCAAUAUAAAAAAUGAAUUUGAUUCUUUUAAUCCAAAUAAUGACGAUUUUAAAAUAGAGAAUUUUGGAUACCGAAGACAAGAUUAUAAUAAUGAUGAAAGUAGUAGUGGUCAUUCGAAUUCUCAGAUAGUUGUUAAUAGACCUGAAGGUUCUGUUGUAUUUUCUUUGGCAAAUCCACAGAAACCAUAUCAGGAACAAAAAUAUAAUGAUGUCAAUAAACAUGAUCCGUUCGAUUACAAUACUGUACCUAAAAUAUCCGAAGAAACAUUAAAAACUGUACUUGAAUUAUCAAAACAAAUGAUAUCAAAUCAAAAUGUCCGACAAGUUUUACCGAAUAUGGGUGGAAUUUAUCAACCAAUUUUAACGCCACUAUAUUAUCCCCCAAUGCCAUCCCAUUCGUAUCAUUUUCAUACUACUGGCGGAUCUCCUGAUAUUAAAUACCCAAACUACCAUUCAAAUAUUCAGAACCAUUAUCAUGAAUUACCCGAAAAAGACGAUGAAAAAUAUGACAAAUUUACUUCAACAGCUUAUAUAACAAAUAAUAAAAAACACAAACCUGAAAAAACUACAGUAAUUCAAAAUAGUGUUAUACCGGUUCACAUAACUACCCAUUCUGACAAGGGAAUUAUUAAACGUCCAGAAAUAUCAUCAUUCUCAGGUAACCGGCAUGACAGUAUUGCAGAUGAAAAUGAUUUCAAUCAAAUUCCGGAAUUACCAACAAAUUUAAAUAAUCAGUAUUUAAGUCCAUCUAAAAGUAUUCUUAAUCCAAAUUUCGCAAUAUCUUCAACAUCUACAUCAGCUCCAAUGACUACAGCUACCACAACAGAACGUCCAUACCAAUACCCUCCUUCGCCUCCAACAAAUCAUAUGUCAUUUUUGAAUUAUUAUACACCAAAUCCACAUUUAGACGAUUCAAAUGCUAAUAGUAUAUUUGAAAAUGCUGAUGAAGGCCAUUAUCCAAUUUUAUCAGGACAAUAUCAACAUAAUAAAAAGCCUUCGUACUAUUAUCAAACAAAUAUUAAAGUUCCGUCAUCACAAUCUCAAUCAAAUCAAAAUAUUCAAAUACAACCGCAACAGCCACAGUAUUUGUUAAAUAUGGGAAUGAAUAGUAUAGGAAAUAGUAUAAACGCAAACAUAAAUGAAGGUAUGGAACAAAUGAAUGAAUAUGAAAGCAAUUCAUCACCACUAUCAUCAUUAAAUUAUCAUAUGGGUAAUAGUUUAUCAAAUGAUUUAAAUAAACAAAAGUAUACACAAUUCGUUACUAAUCAAUUAACACAUCAAACAAAUCUGGAUCAACAAUAUUCAUAUUUAAAUGAGAACCAUAAUUUGCAUUCUGCAUUAUCAACUGGAUCAUCAUCAUCAUUACCAUCAUCGUCUUCAGCUUCGACUACAACUUUAACAAAUAUUUUACCUCAUAAUAAUAAUUACCACAACAACGGAAUUAAUUCUGUUGGUCCGAAUGCUUUAGUCAAUUUAGGUGGAAAUUAUAUUAGUUAUGAUAUUUAUAAAAAUAAAUUGCUUCCCGCUUUAGAAUCUGCUGCAGGAUUAAAUACAAAUAAUAAUAACAACAAUAAUAAUGGAAUGAUAAAUAAUAAUCAAUUAAUUCAACCAAAUGUUGAAAUUGUAACAUGUACAGCUGGUAUAAGGCAACCAAAUUCAACAGAUUGUACAAAAUAUUUUGUUUGUAGUAGAAAAGAUUCUAAAGUUUUGUCGUAUUCAUGCCCUCCCUAUACAGCUUUUAAUUCACAAACUCGAAUAUGUGAUGCUAAAACUUAUGCAAUUUGUAAUCCAGAAAUUUUAUUUAAUAAAUUUACAAUUCAAGAAAAUCAAAAACUAAAAUUCGAUGCAAUUAAAGCCCUUCAAGACGCUAAAAAAAUUAGAGAUGAAGCAAUCAAAGCACAAACAUUAGCAAAUUUAAUACGAUUACAAACGGAACAAACUUUAAAUCAGACAAUGCAUACACCUAUUUCUAAUCCAACUAAUUUCUUAAAUCCAACAAUAUUUUCAGAUUUUCUAAGUUCAUAUACUUCAGUUGAAACACCAAUAAGUGGUCUGGAUGGUAUGGAUAAUGGUAUUAUGACAUCUACAAUUACUAGUACAUCUUCUACAACGACAAUAAAACCAAUUCUCAGUUUAUUGCAUCAUAAACACAAAAAACGAAAAUAUUAUUGUAGAGAAGGUGAUAAGAUUCCAGAUCAAACUUCAAAUUCAAAUUAUUUUAUAUGUUAUAAAACAAAAGAUGGUGCAAUGCAUGGUCAUAAAAUGAUUUGUUCAUUGGGUCUAAUAUUCUGUCCGAAAACUAAAUUAUGUACGACAGCAAGACUUUGUGAAAAUUGA